Molecule: messenger RNA, 531 nt
Organism: Fraxinus pennsylvanica
Lineage: Eukaryota; Viridiplantae; Streptophyta; Magnoliopsida; Lamiales; Oleaceae
Source: the annotation of a GenBank genome assembly
AUGGUAAAUACACCAGAAAAUCUAGUAUUUCUUCAGAUUCCUAUGAACCAGCAAGAGGCAAGAGCCAAAGAACAGGAAGCGGAACCAUGUGAUGCAACAGAGAAGGAUGCUUGUGAUGAUGGAUGCUCUGGGGGACUUAUGACAAAUGCUUACAAGUACUUGAUCGGGGCAGGAGGUAUAGAAGAAGAGGAUGCAUAUCCUUAUACCGGAAAACGUGAUGAAUGUAAAUUUAGGCUGGAGAAAGUAGCCGUUAAACUUGUGAAUUUCACCAGCAUUCCAGUGAAUGAAAAUCAGAUUGCUGCCUAUUUAGUCAAUCAUGGCCCUCUUGCAGAUCUCCUCGCACUUGCAGGCCAACGUGAACGACACUUCGCAGCGACACUGAACACCGCUAUGAAGCACCUCAAAACGCUGUUCGUUGUUGAGAAAGGCGUUCACGGCUAUGAGCGUCGCUUUUUCCGAGAGAAAGCCAUACAAAAGGAGAUGGUGGACUUUUUGGUUGAUAUCUGGCACGAUGAGGGACUUUUCGACUAG